AUGAAGGCUUCCGUGGUACUUUUCACUUUUGCUGCCGCCGUUCUGGCCAGCCCCAACGGACCCUGCGAUGACUGCAUCUGCGCUAGUAAAGACACUGUUGUCUGUCAGGAACAAGGCAAUGGUGGCCUCAUCUCUUUGGGCAACGUCUCACCUGGGGCGGUCGAUGAAAAUUGCGCUUCUAAGGACGUUUACUGUUGUGCAAAAGAUGAUGUCAACCAGAGUGACCUGGCUAACCUAGACGUUGCGGCUCAAUGCUCUCUUAACCGUGUUCUAUAA
Molecule: messenger RNA, 276 nt
Organism: Aspergillus nomiae NRRL 13137
Lineage: Eukaryota; Fungi; Ascomycota; Eurotiomycetes; Eurotiales; Aspergillaceae
Exons: 2
Coding region: 1-276 (91 amino acids)
Source: RefSeq, a predicted model, not a curated record